AUGUCCCUGGUACUUAGCUCAUUUACAGACACCAUCAAGACACGCCUGCAAUCACAAGCUGGAUUCAUUGCCUCGGGUGGAUUCCGUGGUGUUUACUCUGGCCUUCUUUCUGCAGUUAUUGGAAGUGCACCAAAUGCCUCCUUGUUUUUCGUCACCUACGAAUCAAUGAAGAGACUCCUCAGUGCCUCCAUAGAUAACCCGCAGUAUGCACCAUUUGUUCAUAUGACAGCUGCCUCGUUUGGUGAAAUUUCUGCAUGCACCGUGCGUGUUCCUACUGAAGUCAUCAAGCAACGUAUGCAGACAAAGCAAUUCCAAGUUACCUCCUCAGCAGUCUCGCAUGUCAUUCGUACCGAAGGCAUUCUUGGCUUUUAUCGUGGUUUCCUUUCUACUGUAGCUAGAGAAAUUCCUUUUACCUGCAUUCAAUUCCCCUUGUAUGAAUACUUCAAGAGUGCCUAUGGUACUUACAAGGGUCGUCCUACUGAGCCUUAUGAGGCUGCAAUGUGGGGUUCUCUUGCUGGUGGUAUUGCAGCUGCUAUCACAACUCCUCUAGAUGUUUGCAAAACCCGUAUCAUGCUUUCUCACAAGAACCAAGCCGUGAAGCAAUACACUGGAAUCAUCUCGACCAUGAAGCGCAUUGUUGCUGAAGAAGGCCCACGCGCUCUUCUUUCUGGUAUUGGACCCCGUGUGAUGUGGAUCUCAAUUGGAGGAAGUAUUUUCUUGGGUGUGUACGAAAAGGCUGUCAAGACCUUUGCACAGUCCCAGAUGUUGGAGGAUCGGCGGUAA
Molecule: messenger RNA, 783 nt
Organism: Phycomyces blakesleeanus NRRL 1555(-)
Lineage: Eukaryota; Fungi; Mucoromycota; Mucoromycetes; Mucorales; Phycomycetaceae
Exons: 4
Coding region: 1-783 (260 amino acids)
Cellular component (GO): mitochondrial inner membrane
Molecular function (GO): S-adenosyl-L-methionine transmembrane transporter activity
Source: RefSeq, a predicted model, not a curated record